AUGCCGUACGAAGCCCUGCCACCUGAAGUCUACGCCAUCUGGGAGGCCUAUCCUUGGCGGUUUGGGGAGCCCUUUUGUAUUUUCAAAUCCUUUCUUCUGGAAUCUACGUCAUACGCGUCUGUGUUGACAAUAACUGGGUUUACGAUAGAAAGAUACAUCGCUAUCUGCCAUCCAAUCACGGGACAGAAAGUGUCUCGACAAUCACGUGCUAUGAAAUGCAUACUUUGCAUUUGGAUAGUCUCGGCAUUAUCCGCCCUACCAUACCCCAUCCACACUCGAACGUUUUAUUACAUGCAGGAUCCUCGGACUUCAUCCCCGAUACAAGACUCCCUUCUCUGUAACAUCCCGAUACAGUGGCAUCCUAGAAUGAAAAUAAUGUUUCAGGUGUCAACUUUCGCCUUUUUCUUCCUGCCAAUGACUGUUAUAACCGUUAUGUAUAUAUUGAUAGGGAUUCGGUUACGAAAAACAGAAAUAGGUUCGUCCAUCAGAUAUUUUUCAAAAGGUGCAAAGUCCACAGCAACCCGUGCAAGAAAGGCUGUUCUCCGUAUGCUAGGUAAGUAUAAUCUUAUUUCCUUCUUAAAACAAUAUCAAUUGAUUGAAUGAACUCGAAAAUGAACUACAGUGAACAUAUGUGAAAACAGUUUAA
Messenger RNA from Mizuhopecten yessoensis (Yesso scallop), 646 nucleotides. Its product is annotated as pyrokinin-1 receptor-like. Gene Ontology annotation, biological process: neuropeptide signaling pathway. Lineage: Eukaryota; Metazoa; Mollusca; Bivalvia; Pectinida; Pectinidae. The record is from RefSeq and is a predicted model, not a curated record. Gene Ontology annotation, molecular function: neuropeptide receptor activity. The transcript is spliced from 2 exons. Gene Ontology annotation, cellular component: plasma membrane. Bases 1 to 603 code for a protein of 200 amino acids.